Bicyclus anynana (squinting bush brown) is the source of this 2942-nucleotide messenger RNA. RefSeq names its product integrator complex subunit 5 (gene omd). The record is from RefSeq and is a predicted model, not a curated record. NCBI's taxonomy places the organism in Eukaryota, Metazoa, Arthropoda, Insecta, Lepidoptera, Nymphalidae. The transcript is spliced from 17 exons. Gene Ontology annotation, biological process: snRNA 3'-end processing. Gene Ontology annotation, cellular component: integrator complex. The coding region runs from base 122 to 2866 and encodes 914 amino acids.
GUGUGAACUGUCAAACAAUAGCUGGGAUUUGAUUUGGGUUGGGAGACGCAUUUUUAAUUUGUAUUUUUAUUUAUCUCGGUAGCUAAACUCAAUUUUGUAUAUAAAAAUUGCAAGUCUAGCAAUGAGUGCUCAGGCGAAAUCCACCGCUUUGUCGGCGGAUCUAAAUAACUUUAUUUACGGUGUAUCUCGAAGAAACUUUCAAAAUGCUCCGGACUUGACAAAAAUUGGUAUUUCUCUGCUGAAAAACUUUCCAGCAGCCAGAGAUGCCGUGCUGGAGUACUUCGCAAUGGUGUUCCAUGAUGCCGUCAACGUAUCUAUUAAUCAAGCGGAUUAUGAGCCUGACUCAACCAACAAUGGUUCACUGGACAGUGUCAGCAUGAUUGGUCCAGAGCUGAGUAGCCUGGGGGAAUUCUGGGCACCAUUCAUUGCCCCCUGGUGCAUCAAUCUCAUCAUGGAUAUAGCUACAGAGAAGGCAAACUUACCAAAUACCACAUUGCAAAGCACUGAAGCUGUCAGAGUACUGUUGGAUAUCACCACUCAGAAUCUCACUCUAUUAAAUGCUGAGGAAAGAGCCAAAUGCAUUGACAUGAUGUUAGGUUGUCGCGCAUGCUCGUGGGCGGUGGGCUGGGUGGGGCGCGCUGAGCCGGCGCUGGUGGCCCCUAGAGCAUUGACCCUCAACGCUGACGCGGCGCGCGCGGUGCUAGCUCAUCUCGCCAACCACCCGCCUGCUCUGGUCCACGUCAGGGCUGCUUUGGUGGACUUGUUCCAGGAAGCAAUCAGAGAAGACAGUAAAGCUGAAUCAAAAAGAGAUGUCAUUCCAUAUCUACUGACCCUUGCUUCCAAAUCGGACAUUGUAUUAAAGGCGCUUACACAAGAUAUUGAAAAAACUUUGACAGACGAAGUGAUGGAUAGACUGUAUGUAGUAUGCAAUACACAUAGACACAGCGGGGCAUGGGAGAGCGUCGGCCCCGCUUCUCUAGUAGCGCUGCUUCUGAGAUCUGAUGUGCAUUGCUUCUUGCUGCUUCUGAAGCAAGCGCAGAAGAAUCUAUUCUGUAGACAGUUGCUGGAGUAUCUUCUCCAAAAACUGGAAUAUGAAAGCCUGUUCCCGGACUCCAAUCUACCCCUAGUGAUGAGCGCUGCAGAGGAGAUCAGCAUUGUUCGAGAGAAGCUGUUGAUGGGCAACCAGCUGGAGCAGUAUUCUAUUGCCAGAAUACUCAUUAUAGUCAGUUACAAUCUGCCAUCAGAAUUUGUAAGCACAAUCAGCUAUCUCCUACAAUACUCUCGGAAUGAUACCACCCUAGCAUUACUAGUACGAAUCAUAUCCGGGACAAUCACCCUCCACACCCCAGCAGAUUGCCCGGAUGUCAACAUGGAUACAGAGAGAUACCAGGGCUUCAUAAAGACCGGAGUAGAAUAUGCGUUGAGAGAUGCCAUGAUAUCAGAUACACAAGUCAACAAGUGCUUCGUGCAAGGAGCAUGCAAAGACUUCAAAACGAACCUGUAUUACUAUUGCGCGAACAUUGUUAAACUGUUAAGGUGGGAGAAUUCAUCUCGCGUAUCACAUCUCCGCACUCGUCCGAUCGGUCGCGCGGUGGAGGCGAACCUGUACCGUAUCGGCGGCGCGCUGCAAGACUACGCGUCCAUACUGCGAGUGCGGAACUCCUGCACGUUGGCCAGCUUGGACGAGAUGCCGACUUGUCAUGCACUCGCUGAGGUGCUGGAUAGAGCGGACAUGUCCGGCACAAAAUCUCCGCCGCCCAGUGUUGAAGUUAUCUUGAAAGUAGUGCAGGCUACUGUGAAAUAUUUCUUCAGGUGUCUUCACGAAGAAGAUAUAAUGACAAAAUUACGCGGAGUACAGACCGCGAGUCGUCUCCUACGCAAGCUGUGUCUACACAGUAAGCUGGCGCGAGCGGUGGCGUUGCGCGAUUUGCUGGAGACGGCCAUGUUCCGCGAGGACAAGAUCUUCGGCAGCAGGACCGUGGUCGCCAACACUGUGGCCACGCCCCAGAGGUGGAGCCACGAUGAGCUGCUUAUACACAUGAAUCAGAAACAUGGCCCCAUAACCCAGCUGACGCAGAGCCACACGUCGGUGUUCCACGCGGGCAUCAUCGGCAAGGGCGUGCGGAGACAGGGCAGCCAGGACGAGACCGACGCGCCGCCCAUACUCACCACCAACAACGAGCUGCUCAUGGGCGCGCUCAUGUCUUGUAUGGAUGGUAACAGCGGUGUGGUGGAAGGCGCGACGUCCGUGUCUCUGCUACUGGUGGAGUUGGUCUCGCCUGAUGUCAUGUACAAUGGGCUGCCGUGGCCUGAUGAGGAUUUUACUAAGCAAGUGAGCAUAGAGCGCGAGCUGUACAUGCGCUGCGCGGUGGAGCGCUGUGGAGUGUCGCGCGCCGCUCUGAGGCGCAUCGCCCGCGCGCGCCCGGCGCUGUGCCUCGCCUCGGCGCUGCUGCGGGCCGCGGCUGCAUCGUUGCUGCAUCGGUUGAGAGCACAUUUGGACAGGCACAAGCAAUCUGCAGAGAUGACAUGUGAAAUGUUAGCACUAACCGAACUUCUGUCUGUGAUGACGUUGGGACAGUUGCUGCCGCAUCCUCUGAGCCACAUACUGGAACUGGCGCCUGAACUGACUGCGAGUGAGGUUGUACAAGUGCUACGUGAUUGUAUAUGGAACUACACGCGUGACCACGUGCCUUCACCUGCACUGUUUAGUUGUGACUCUACAGGUCUACAUUGGCGUGAUCCAUCUACAUGCAAACCACCUGCUACAUACACAGACACGUUACGAAUAAUUAUACAGAAAAGAAUAUCCAAGCUAGGUCACAUGUACCCAAUUAUGUUUUUAAAUCUCGAGAAAUAUAAUAUAUAGAUUUUUAUAUAAUCCGGUUUUGUAAAUAUUUGUACAAUGUUUUAGUUUAAGAAAUAAAAGUGCCUAAGUUGUGUAA